This is a messenger RNA of Saccoglossus kowalevskii, 13017 nucleotides long. RefSeq names its product polycystin-1-like. Lineage: Eukaryota; Metazoa; Hemichordata; Enteropneusta; Harrimaniidae. Gene Ontology annotation, biological process: calcium ion transport. Gene Ontology annotation, cellular component: plasma membrane. Gene Ontology annotation, molecular function: protein binding; monoatomic cation channel activity. The record is from RefSeq and is a predicted model, not a curated record.
AUGGACAACACACUGCAUACGUACGUUGAAAUCGACAAUACACUGCACACGUACGUUGAAAUAAACAACACACUGUACACGUUCGUUGAAAUUGACAACACACUGCACACGUACGUUGAAAUCGACAACACACUGCACACGUUCGUUGAAAUCAACAACACACUGCACACAUUCGUUGAAAUUGACAACACACUGCACAUGUACAUUGACAUCGACAACACAUUGCACACGUUCGUUGAAAUCGACAACACACUGCAGACGUUCUUUGAAAUGGACAACACACUGCACACGUUCGUUGAAAUCGACACCACACUGCACACGUACGUUGGAAUCGAUAACACCCUGCACAAUUACGUUGACAUCGACAACACAUUACCGAAGACUGUUAGUCAUAAUAAUCUAUCCAAUGUUGCAGCUGACUCCUUCCAAGCCUUUCUGAAUCUUGAAAGACUGGAUGUGAGCAACAAUUUAUUAGAUUCUUUAGAUGUAAAUAUUUUUAACAAGUUGACGUCUCUGGAGGCAUUGAAUAUUAAUGACAAUCAGUUAACAGGCUUAUCUGAAAAUCUCUUCUCUAAUUUACCAUCUCUUACCAAUAUCGCACUUGGAAAUAAUCCUUACCUAUGUGACUGUGAUAUCGUAUGGAUUAAAGAGUUUGCUGCUAACAUCGAGGGCGCUGUUGACAGCAAUGAUGUCAUAUGUAAGGAACCCUAUUAUCUUGAGGGGGAGCCACUCAUGCAAGUAUCCAAUGCUGAUCUCACCUGCACCUCUGGAUAUGUUUCCUGUGAUGUGAUUAGUGGAAUUAGUCAUGUGACAUUUUACGACCAUGUUGAUGAUUCUGAAACCUAUUCUUUGGAAUCCUGCAACGAGCAUUGCUUUCUUCUUGGAUUCUCACACGCUUCCCUUUCUAUACAAUGUUUUUGUGGCAAUAUUGAAACAAACGUUCAAACAAGUACUUGCGGCGGAUCAUGUACGGAUUACACUAUAUCUGUGGAUUGCCAUCGCCACAUACUUCGGGAUGUUUUCAAAACCAGUUGUGGCAUCGUACUGGACGUAGUGACGACACGAUUGUCCUAUUUGGAAGAAAUAACACUAUCAGUGCAAACAAACAUACCUGUGGAUCUUUACACAUGGGACUUCGGUGACUAUUCACCAUCUACAAACAGCACUGUAAACGAACAAUCACACAAAUAUGCUUUACCUGCCACUUAUACAGUACUAGUGAAAGUCUACACAGAGAACAACAGUGACAGCGACAGUUUAAGUGUAACAGUUGAUGCCCCCAUAGUUGGUCCUGAAAUAAUUUGUCCGGUUUCACCUGUAUCAACAUCACAACCAUUGGACGUGAGUUUUGAGUUUGAGCAAGGCACACAUAUAACACUGGACUGGAUAACAUUCACUAUUAAUGAUAUUGGAGGUGCAGAAUACUAUACAACUGGAGUGUGUAGUUUUGAUAAUUUUCCAUUUUCUGCUUUGACGACUUCGUCCACUGCUAACUCAGGAACCAAUACAGUGGUUGUAGUGUUACCAGGCAUGUAUUUUGAGCGUACAGGUAAACUACUUAGUUGGGAGUUUAUCAGCAGCGACAGUGCUACCAAUGCUGAGCUACAUCUACAAGUUUACACACCUACUUGUCCUCAAGGACAAUUCCUUGUUCCACCAGGCUGCAGUGAGUUUUGCUCUCCAUAUGCUGUGUGCGUCAAUUCCAACUCGACUCCAGUGUGCACAACCCUUGAUGUAGCCCAGUGCUGGAUUACGCCACCUCGCUACCAAAAUGGAAACCAACCAAACUAUCUACUCAAAACUGAUAUUCCAGUGCAUGUAACCGCAACAGAAAAGACACAAUUUCAGGUUGUGCUCUUAGAUUCAAUUGAUGUGAGUGAGAACGAUGUCCUUGGGGUACAAUACGAUCAACAACCUGUGUACUGUCCGAACCAAUCUGGUGAGGAUUUAAGGUAUAGCGUCGUGAGAGCGUCGCAAUCAGCGUGGCUAUCUGUUGGAGAUACCGCAACAGGAUUGGACACAUGGAUUGAUAACAAAGACUGCUUCAUUCGUGCUGUUUACGUUACACCACUGGAAUACACACAACAUCAUCCUCAACUUUCACCGCCAAAUCUUACAGUUGGUACUACAAACUAUUUUAUAUCUGUCAUGAAUGUUUUGUCAGCUGAUGCGUUAAUAUGUAUCGUAGAGUUUCAAGAUUCUAUCGAGGAAUUGACGUUCAUUUAUCCAAUUAUUCAGCAAACAGGAACGUCGCCGAAUUCUGUCGGUACAGUUGUCGUACCGGUUAACGAGAUGAUAACUUUGACAGUGCUUGCCACGUCUGCUUCCGAUAUCAGGUCAGACAUGAGUUCUGAGUGGUAUUUCGAAGGUCCUACUUCGCCACAAACAUGGUCGCCAAUUGUUUUCGCUGAUGCCUGUCCAACAGCAGUGCGUACUCUUGUAUCAGAUUGUGAUACUGUUAGUAAAUUACCGUCCGUUGCAUCCUAUGCAUAUCUUGAGAAAACUUAUUAUCAAGCUGGUAGCCAUUCAGUUCAAGUAACUGCGUCCAAUCCUGUUAGUACUGAAGUUGUAUUUGUUGACGUACUUGUGGUGGAACUGAUCACAGGUUUGGAUUUGCAGAGGAGUGAGACUGUCCCAAUGCUUGUUGGCUAUCAACAAACUUUCACAGCAGUGACUGUUACUGGCACGUCAUUGGUCAGCCUGUGGAGCACUGACAACUGGAACUCUACGAUUUCAACUGGAAGUGAUCCCAACUUUCAGCAUAUUUUUUCAGAAGUUGGUGAUUACACAAUACAUGUGAACGUUUCAAAUGCUUUAGGUAGCUUUCAAUCUUCGCUACAUGUGACAAUAAGUGGCAUGCAACCACUAGCCAAUUUGACGUUUAUAUCGGCACCAAAUGUCGGUGCUGUUGAAACCGUGAUAACAUUUGAAAUUAAAUUUCAAGGGGACCAGUACUAUGAUGUCAAUGUUAGGUGGAACUUUAAUAAUAAUAUUUUUGACAGUACUUUAACUCCGUCCAUUGGUCCAACCAUAACUUCAAGGACCCAUAUUUUUAACACAGCUGGGAAUUACACAAUUAACGUGACUGUGUACAAUCAGUACGAUUCAUUAUCUGUGCAACAUGAAAUUGAAGCUAUUUACAGGAUAACCGCUGUACACAUAAAUGUUACAGACACUGUCUUUGCCACGCGACAACUAGUCAGUUUUGAAGCUCUACUAUCUGGUGCUAAUACAGCUAUGUUAUACAGCUGGGAUAUCUAUUAUGAUGCUUUGCUUGUUAGUCACAUAGAGAAUGAACAGUCAAUAUUCUCGCUUUGGAUUUCCCAACCUGGCAUCUAUGAAAUACAAGUAGAAGCAAGUAAUGCUGUCAGCAGUGCGAAGGAUUCAGUGACAGUUACGACAGAAGACCCAAUACGCGAUCUAGCGCUGAGUUAUGAUGGGCCGAGUCAGGAACUGUCACUGACAACUUUCCGUGCUAGCAUCAGCUCAGGCUCCAAUGUGAUGUAUUACUUAUCAACAGGAAUGGUGGGAGAUAAUGAGAUCUCCUCAUCAUCGGUGAACAUUUACUACUCUUAUCAAACUGCUGGAACUUAUACUGUGGUUUUACGAGCUGCGAAUUUGGUCAGCGAAGUACAGACAAGCAUGGAGGUUGCAAUUUUAGAUACGUUUUCACUAAAUGGUGUGACCGCUCCUGAGUGCGGUAUUGUUAAUGAAAUCACCUCGUUAGCAGUGCAUGUGAGUACAACAGACAGUCUCACAUAUAUGUGGAUAUUUGGGGAUGGUAGCCAAACGGAUGUAUUAGACAAUACAAGUGUAGAACAUACAUAUAUAUCUCCCGGAACAUUCCAAGUUAGUGUCACGGCCGUUGAUGCAGAUGGACACUCGCAGUCUCUUUCCAUCGAUGUGUGCAUUGAACGAAUAUUAUCUAUAAAUGACGUGGAUCUACAGACAUAUGACGUUGCACGUUCUAAUGUCCCAAUUACUUUUACAAUCAAUGCAACAAAUAUCGGUUCCUUUGACACCAGAUGGUUUGUCGAUGAUGUCGCUGUCGCUCAUGCCUCAGGCUAUCAGCUGAAUCAUACCUUUACAGCUUCAGGCAACCACGAGGUUGUAGCAAGUGUUCAUAACCAUGUAAGUCUCGUAAAUGUAUCUGUGACUAUCUUAAUCGAAGAUGAGAUCGCAGGAUUGGUGCUAGUGAAGACAGAUUUCAUCACUGAAAACUCGCUACUUGACUCCAUGUCCACAAAUCUCUAUGUUGAAUCAGGUAUAGAGUAUCUAUUUAAUGCAACGAUUAUUCAAGGAAGUGGUGUGACGUAUACAUGGUUGUUUGAAGGUUCUGUAUACCUCACUGGGGAAUCUGUUGCAUAUACACACUCUACUGAAGGGGUCUUUACUUCAGUGCUCACAGCAUCCAAUCAAGUCGGCAGUGAGGAGAAGACAUUUACAGUACAUGUGAUUGCCGGAGUCGAAGGAUUAACGAUUCUUAAUCAAAAUAAUGAUGUCGUUUUAGAAGGGGCAUCAGUGAGUUUUACUGCCACAGUUGAUAGAGGCGAGGACUUGGAAUAUUCCUGGGAGAUAUGUUUACCAUGUAACAUUCAACAUGUCAGUGCUAAUAAUACGUACCAACAUUCAUUUGACACUACUGGGGAGUACACAGUAAAAUUGACAGCCAGUAAUCGAAUCAGCUCAAUGUCUGCUAUUCACAGCGUCUCUGUUAUUGGCGAGAUCACAGGGCUACAAAUAUACAGCGACCUUGUAGAUGGAAUAUACGCUGAAAAAGAUUUACCAUACCCUUACAAUUUCACAGCCAAUUGUACCAAUGGUGUUAUACUGACAUAUUUCUGGUCAAUUGAUCAAUAUGGGCUUCAGCUACACACUGAUAAUACUCAAAUAACAAGUUUUAUCUUCACUCUUAUUGGUCCACAUCGCGUGGCUGUUAAUGCCUCGAACCUGAUCGAUACCGAGACUGAAGUUAUCACAGCUGAGGUCAUUGAACGAACUACAGAAUUGGAACUACGUCAUAAUGUAUCUGGAUCGACUGUUUUAGCUGGAGUGCCAAUUUUAUUCGAACUGACUUAUGCAACUGGUUCCAACUUAACCUACCAUUGGAAUAUGGACGAUCAUACUGGCACAGAAACAACCUUGGUUCCUUAUUUUCUAUACACGUAUGAUUAUGCAAAAAAUGUAAUUCCACUCGGGACAGCCUUAAACCCGAUAAGCGCAGAGACUGCGUUCACCUUUUUGCAGGUAAUAGAACCAAUUACAAACUUGCGAAUUGUGUUAAACACCAAUACUGGCUACUUUGUUCCCAUCACAGAAAAUGUUACCUACAAUGCAGUGUUUGAUACCGGAAGUCAUGAGACGUAUAACUGGACGUUCCCCACAGUUACUGGUUUGUCAUCGAAGAGUGUGACAUACUUCUUUGACAGCUUUGGAGUCUAUCCUGUGAGUGUGGAAGUUUGGAACGAGUUCACUCAUGCAGAGACCACAGUGCAGAUCACUGUUCAAGAGCCAAUAUCUGACUUGAAGCUUAUUGCAUCGGGUGAAUCUGUUGAAGUUGGCACAGCAGUUAAUUUUACUGCGAUAGUUAAAACUGGCAGCGACAUCACCUAUAAAUGGACCACAUCUGAUAAUCACGGCACAACCAUUAUAACCAGCGAUCCAACAAUGUCUUACACUUUUAAUUCACUUGGGGAAUAUAAUGUCAAUGUCACUGCACAGAAUGGACUUGGACAGGAGACCGACUCUGUGUUAAUUACAGUUUUAUCUGUAAUAACUGAUUUGCAAAUUGCAGAUUGUUGUGAAGCAGGGUAUCCAACCAAUGAGAUGAUAGACUUCAGUGCAACUGUUGCUACGGGAUCAGAUGUGAGCUAUAAAUGGAAUCUAACUAUAAAUGGUAACAUUGAUGUGUAUUAUACUCAGAAUAUCAAACAUAAAUUUGACACCCCUGGAAAUUGCACUAUCGAGCUGACAGCAACCAAUGCCAUAAGCCGUGAUUUUACACAGUACGUCAUCAGUGUGCAAGAGAAGAUAUCCAACCUUCAACUGCAGACAAGUGGUAUUGAAUCAAUGUACGUCGGAUAUAAUGUGACAUUUGUUCUGAAUGUAGACACAGGAAGUGACAUCAUCUAUGUGGUGGAUUAUGGGGACGAGACUAAGGAAACAAGUACGCAUAAUGUUUUUACACAUACUUACUCUAAUAUUGGGACUAAAACCGUUAUAACGAGUGCUCAAAAUGAUGUGAGUUCAGAACAGUCUUCUACCUCUAUCAGAAUAAGAAAACUGUGGUGUCAGGAACCAACUUUGACACUGAUUGGAAGCUAUCAUCGCCGCAUAGAAAGAUCUAAUAAUAUCUUCAUUGAGUACGACAUUGAUUUACACCAAUGCAUUCAAUACACUACAACUUACGAUUGGAAGGUGUUUGCAACGAAUGACGUCCACUGCAGGAAUCUAGAGGAUUUAGAGCCGGUGGAUUUGCAGAGGUUGACGAUCACAACGUUACCGCACUUGAACUUAAAGAGUCAUAGCCUUGACUACGGAGAGUACUGCAUACAGUUCACUGUGAGUUUCAAAGACACACCACACGUCAGCGUAGAAAGUUCAAGAUUAAACGUGGUCGAUAGUCCGUUGGUGGCUAUAAUCAAUGGCGGCAGACUUCGUACAAUUUCUGCCCUUGAUAAGUUAACUCUUGAUGCUAGCGAAUCGUAUGAUCCUGAUGAGCGUUUUAAAGAACAGUCCAUAUUAAACUAUGAAUGGAACUGUACUGUCCAACAGGUACAAUGUUUGUCCGAAACAGUUACCGAUAUGAUAGUGGAAAUACCUGCAGGGUUUUUGACUGGUGGUAGUAGUUAUAUCUUUGAAUUGGUUGUCAGUAAACCUGGCAGAACAUCAGGAACAUCUAAGCAGACAGUAAUAGUGAGACAAACGACACAACCUUCUGUCACUAUCACAUGUCGUACAUGUUUCCUACAACCGACCGCUUCAAUAAGUCCUAGCUACCGCGUGUCUUUGCAAGGUCGCUGUUGGAAUUGUUUUAAGAAACACGUGAAAUAUGAAUGGAAUGUGACGCGAGACGACGGAGCAUAUCUGGCACUAAAUUCCGAGACUACAACGACAGGUGGAGAAUCAUCAAAUCUGGUUAUCAAGAAGGGAGCAGUUACUAGUGGGUAUGGGUACACAUUUACGCUAACAGUAACGGCGACAGAUGACUCAUUCAGCUCGCCGGGAAUGGCAGAAAUGUUCUUACCACCAAAUUAUCCGCCAAGUAAUGGGGAAUGCGAAGUACAACCUCGCAUAUCAACUGCGUUAGAAAUGUAUUUGAGUUUCAGCUGCAGGGAUUGGGAAGACGAGGAUAAUGUAGUUGAACCUCUGAUUUACUCUCUGGCGGUUAAUAGACUCUCAGAUGUUGACAGUGAACAAGAAAUUUAUAUUUUAUACUCGGGUUUGCGGAAAAACAAUGAAGUGACCACACCAGUAGGUUUAGAACUCACAGGAUAUGAGUUGACAGUCACUAUACUUGUGGAAGAUAAAUGGGGAACACAUGCUGUUGGGUACCAAGGAAAUGUGAUAGUGAAUCUUCCAGAGAUCGAAAAUGGCACCAUGUCAAUGUGGUUAUAUAAACAAGCCCUUGAAGACCUCCAAUACGUAAGCCAAACCAACGAUCCACAAAAAGUUCUCAGUUAUGCCACAGCACUAGUUACUGUUUUAAAUACUGAAAGCACCAAGACAGAUGUUCGUGAUGAAGACUUUUUUUACCGUGUUGAAACUCGAAGGAUGGUGAUUGAAGCUGUUACCGUGUUGAAAGUGGAUACUAUGUUGGUUGUUAUGCAGAUGUCUUCUGCACUGAAGCAGAGUACAGACAUUAUAUUGGAGUUGGCUGAAACCGAGACAAUAGACAUCAUAGCUGACACUAUCGAUGACAUAAUGUUCAUAUGUCAAGCAUUCCUGAACGAUGGACAAGAUCCUGAGGAGAUUCCGGCCAAUUCGAUUAUGACAAUCAUCUCAAAUUUACUGGACACUCUAAAUUAUUAUGAACAAAAUCCUGAUGAAGAACUUGCCAGUGAACUUGUACAUCACAAGUCUGUGAAGCGACUGACAAAGCAGGCCGAUCAGUUGAUCACCGAUUUGGUCAAUGCCAAAGUCACCCAUGAAGCUCCAAUUGAGGUUUUAUCACCGGGGAUACAGGGAACAGGUCAACGAACUACUCGGGCAACUGUCCUUGAUAAUCUUGAGUUGAAUGGGUGUGUUUUUGUUAUACCAGCUGGACUCUUUGAAAACAGUGAACCAAAUGCCGAGAUCUUAUCAGUAAUGAGAACGAAUAAUUAUAAUCCUUAUAGUUGGGGUAUAAGCGGCGAUCAUGACGUCACUUCAAGGGUGCCAACACUGCUGUAUUAUGACGAUGAUUUGUCAAGGUUAACAAUUAAAAACUUAGAGAAUCCCAUUAAAAUAUCCAUGUACAAAGCAUCACAUAGUUUCCAACAUGUUUCAGAGAGGAUGGAGAGCAAGUACUGUGACCCAACUGAGGAUAUGGAAUAUUUGUCGUUUCUGCUGUCACCAAAUGAUGCUGCGUCAGUGAUGAUAACUGAUCUCCCAACUGUCACCUUGCCAACUUCCAUGCACAUACAAGUGUUGUAUAAUGUUGUUAUGUCUAGGGAGUCUUCCAGUGAUUCAUCAAUACAUGUCUCCCUAGCAACAACACCUGAUGCUGAUUCAGAUGAUGUAAUUGAUGAGUUAGAUGUGGAUGAAGACGAUAUGGCCCCAGAUUCAGAUCAUCAACUUUAUACAUUCUUUAUCCACUCAAGUGAUUACAGUAGUCAUACUGAAUACUACUUACUGGUAACCAGUAAUUACGUGCAGAGCGUCAUCAACGUAUCAGUGGGUGUAUAUUUUACAACGUGUCAGUAUUAUAAUGAGACAUUGAAUGAAUGGGAGAGUACAGGGUGUAUUCCGGACGAACAGUCAGUCUACGUGUGUCCUUCCUGUCAAUGUAACCAUCUUACCUCAUUUGGUGGCUCCUCCGCAUCUUCUGCUGUCAGUUCCUAUACAGUGAUAAGAAACAGCGACUCCAAUCCGAUUACUGUGAUCACGUGCUGUGCACUCUUUGCUAUAUAUAUAGUUGCUGUGUUUAUCGCAAGAUGGAGAGAUAGUAUUGACUUGAGAAGAAUUGGUAUUAUUCCUCUGUGUGGCAAAGAAGCUUCAUUUAAAUAUGAAAUCAGCAUCAAGACGGGUAUGAAGCGUAGUGCUGGUACCACAGCCCAUGUGGGUGUCAAUAUCUAUGGAGCACAUGGUAAAAGUGGAACCCGACAUCUGAGUAAACCUAAUGCUUUCAUGCGAAAUAGUCUUGACGUAUUUCAGAUUGCAGCUGAUAUCAACCUUGGCGACAUUAAAAAGAUCCGUAUUUGGCACGAUAACACCGGUCUACAUCCGUGCUGGUAUUUGUCGAGAGUUGUUAUACGAGAUAUGCAGACUAAUAAGAAGUAUUACUUUCUUUGUGAACAAUGGUUAACUCUAACUGGUCAAGAAGGUGUGGUAAAAAAGGAGCUCACAUUGGCCAGUGAUAAACAACUUUCCAAGUUCUCAAGGAUUUUCUGGGCGGAAACAAGUCAUGGGUUUUCUGAAAGACAUCUGUGGUUUUCAGUAUAUGAAAGACCAGCGAAGAGUCGGUUUACCCGUGUGCAGCGAGUGACCAGCUGCUUUGUGUUGGCUUUUCUUCUGUUAGCAUUAAAUGCAAUGUACUAUGGUGAGAUUCGACCAGAGACGCAGUUCACUUGGUUGUCACUGGAUGAAUUGGUCGUUGGUGUAAUCUCAUCAUUGCUGGCGUUCGUCAUUAUUCUGGUUGUAGUACAGAUGUUCCAGCAUACAAAAUACAAAGUGUCUCUGGCUGACUAUAGUAGUAAACCUAUGACUGCUCAAACUGUUGAAAUGGAUGCAUUGUGUGAGUUAUCCCACACAGGGGGCUCCAGUCAAGGAGAUAUCUUAGCAGACAACAUGUCUCCAAGACUAUCGGAUCUGAGAGGCCUAGAGAAAGGUAAAUGGUGGUCAAAGGAAAGUAUACUGAGUUGGCCAGAAGAGUUGCCGCCGUAUGAAGGUUCCCAACGACGGCGGAAACUAGGAGGAGUCAAUAGGUUUUCUAUGAUGAGUGAUGAGAAUCAUCUUCGUGACAGAAGUACAAUACAAAGACAAAUAUACAGUAGUAAAGCCAAAACUGAGAGUUGGAAUACUCAUGAUGAUGAAUUGCUUGAUGAAUUAAUGCAAAGUCUGGAUGACAUUCCCACCGUAUCACAGCGUGUCACACGUACCGUCUCUAUGAAACCAAAUGUGUCAAGUAUUUCAAAAAAUAGUUUCAAUCCAAGAGCUGACCCUGAUUUGCCACAUACAAGAGGCCCGAUACUUAUCAAGAGUGAAAGCAAACACUGCGACGAGUCAGUAAAUGACACAGGUAGCACCGAUGAGAAUUAUACGGCUAUGUCUACAACUAUGAGCACACUGGAAAGUUACAGAGCUACAAAUACUGUCUCCAGAGAUAACUUAUUGAAAGCUGCAGAAGACAGGAAUUCAAAUAAAAGUCGAGCACAGAGUAAGACAAGCUACAGAAAGAAGCCAAGUAGUAAAAAGUGUGGUUUACCAUCUUGGUUCCUGUAUAUCAACUACCUAGUGUGCCUUCUACUAGUUGGGACAUCAUUAGCUGUAGUAUUGUAUUACAGUCGUUUAUUCACUGUAAACCAGUCGUUACAAUGGAUUGUAGCUGUGGCCAUUGCGUUCGCUGCAUCCAUCUUCAUACUAGAACCAAUUAAGGUGUUAUUCAUAUCAGUGUUUCGAGCACUUCUACGCAAGCCGUUGGAUGACUAUGGUGAUGAUGAAGUCAUUGACAAUCAUAUUAUCGAGAACAUGGAAGGAGUGCAUCGCAGUAUUCGACCACCGGGAGGAUACGCAUUAAUUCAGGCCAAGGAGGAAGCCAAAAAGAUCAACAUGAUGUAUACAUUGUUGCGACAGUUCAUCGUCUGGGUUCUGUUUUUGUCUUUGAUUUUAUUGAUCAAUUUCACAGCAAAUAAUAAAACCGUGCAGUAUUCCCAAACUUUGAAGUUGAAUAACACCUACGUAACUGCCAGAUAUGACUAUGAGUACAAGAAAGAUUUCCUGAGCAUUAGAGUAGCUGAGGAUUUUUGGAUUUGGUCAAAGAAUAUUUUGGCCAGAGGGUUACAUUCAGUGGAAUUAGACCCCUUUGAUCCUGAAGAAGGUUAUACAUAUGGGUUUCCAAUAGGAGUGGCUAGACUGAGACAACUCAGAACUCUGCCUGUUGGUUGUGCGAUAUAUAGCAAAUACAGUGAUGCUGACUUACAUGACACGUGUAUUGAUGACGACAAUAUGGAUACAAACAACUACAAUGAAGGAUGGACUUACGACAGCACCACUAAUCAGACAUGGCUUUACCAGACCGAAGAACAACUUGAUGGUAUGUCGUUUAAAGGGUACACUAACACAUACGAUGGAGGCGGAUACGUACAACAUCUUGGGACUACAUACUAUGAAACAUUAGACGUACUGAACUAUUUACUAGCGAAUAAAUGGAUUGAUAGGUGGACAUCUGCUGUGUUUGUAGAGUUUACAGUCUACAAUAGUAAUGUGAAUCUGUACAGUGUCUUAACAUUGCUUGUGGAAUUCCCCGCUUCAAGUGGAGCUUUCCCAUCAUCUUCGAUAAUGACUGUUAACCUGACUUAUUCAGGACAAAUCAGUGCUUCCACGGUCUUCAUGAUGCUCUUAGGCAUAUUUAUGGUUUAUUUCAUCAUCCGAGAAAUCCUCAACAUGAAGGAGCUUGGGUUGAGUUAUUUUGCAUCUUUGUGGCACUGGAUAGAUCUGGCUAUUAUCAUACUCUGUCUAAGUUCCAUUGGAAUGUACAUCUAUCAACAAGUAUAUACAGCUGAAGUUAUCAAUCAAUACUUUGCACAUCCUGUUAGAUUCACUAAUUUCUACCGUGCCGUCUACUACAUUGAAGUUGUUAAUACACUAAAUGCCAUUAUAAUGUUAUUAGUUACUCUGAAGUUGUUACGACUGCUCCGUUUUAAUCGAAUGAUGUCAACGUUCUCAAGAACUAUGUCUGAGGCCGGUAGAUAUUUAUUUUGCUGUACAAUGAUAUUUGUGAUUGUACUUUGGGCAUAUGUCCAGCUCACCUACUUGGUAUACGGGUCAUUGAUUUGGGGUUUACACAGGUUGGAUGCAGGAAUGGGAUUCCUGCUAGCACUUAUGAGAGGACCAUCAAUUAACAUCGAUCUGUGUAUCCAGUAUUACCCGAUUUUAACACCAUUUAUCUUCUCGUUCUUCUGGUUCAUCUUCUGCGUGAUCAUAGCCGCUUUAUUUGCAGCCAUCAUGAUUAAUAGUUAUAAGGUGUCUAAGAGAAGAUCAACCAGACACACACUGGAAUUCCAAGAUUAUGAAAUGAUUGAUUUCAUGAUGAAAAGAUUCAAACAGAUGGUUGGAAUUGCGAAAGUCAAGCAAUACCGUCCAAAGGUGAAAUUCCGCGGCUUUGAGUCAUUAUCAUCACGGUCUACACGUUCCAUGUGUAGUACUCGUCAGUCUUCGCGCAUAUCUUCUGCAGGUUCAAGUUCAGGAUUUCAGUCUCUAUACAUGGAACGUUGGUGGGACCCUGAACAGAUGACUGACAUACUUCAGAGUCUGAAUCCAGCUGUUGAUGUUAUACUCGCAAAGUUUGAAGUACUGGAUCAUCUCGCUAUGGAAGAAGAAAAUCUUGUGAAAUACUGGACAGAUGUAUAUGCAAUGAGGAAAAAAAAUACUGUUCAACAUAAAUCUGCUUGUAAAGGACAAGUUAAAACUAAAACUGUGAAUAUCGAUUGUAAACGACGCCGAGUCAGUGUGCCUGAACAGCCAAAUAAAUCGACAAAGGGCGCUGUGAUAGUAGCUGGACGGCCAAAAAGCGAACAGUGUGGUCGCAGUGGAGAGAGCAGUGGUGUAAAGAAACCCGAUAGUGGGAAAUCGCACCGCACUGCUAAGAAAGCUUGGUAG